AUGGUCGCCCCUGUGCCUAGAAGUGCCUACGGGACCAGCAAUCCAGAACCUGUUGACCCGGUUCCUACAGCCUCCAGCGAGCUGGCUCCUUCGGUUGCUCCACCCAGCAGCAAUGAAGGUUCAGCCACCGCUGCAGCCGCGAGUACAGCCACAGCCAUUUGGGUGCCUGGUGAGGAUCCCGGGCUGCGCUCUGUGGACCGUGCACAAACGAAGAGGUCCGACUUCCAAGGCAGCCGGAGUUCCGACGGAGACCUUGCAAACAAGUUGCAGCCCAGUAAUAGCUGCCCUUCUCCGGCUCCAUGGAGUGAAGCAUCUCGGCCAGGCCCUGCACUCCGAAGCCAUACUAAACCACGAGGCCCUACUCUCGGCAGCUUCGCAGCCACACCAGACACUCCUGUCUAUAGCCAAGCUCACCAUCGUGGUGACCAGUCAGACCCUGUUCCUGGUCGCUCCCAUGGCAGCUCUGAAGCACCAAGCCCGGCUCGUGGCCGCCGCCGCCGCCGCCAUAGUGCUGAUGCACCAGGUACUGCUCUUGUCUGCAGCGCUGAAGUGCCAGGCCCUGUUCCUGGCCGCUCUGAAUCACCAAGUCCCACCCAUGGGCGCACCCGACGUGGCCGCCGCGGCCGCCGCACCGAAUUACCAAGCCCAGCUCGUGGUCAAGGCCAUCAAGUGGAAACUGCAACCCCUGCUCUUGGCCGUCGCCAUCACCGCCGCGUGGAACCACCAGGCCCUGCUCAGGGCCGCGGCCAACACCGUGCAGAAUCACCAAGCCCGGCUCUUGGCCGCCGUGGCCGCCAGCACCGCGUGGAACCACCAGGCCCGGCUCUUGGCCGCCGUGGCCGCCAGCACCGCGCCCGGCUCUUGGCCGCCGUGGCCGCCAGCACCGCGUGGAACCACCAGGCCCGGCUUUUGGCCGCCGUCGCCGCCAACACCGCGCUGAAUCAUCAGGCCCGGCUCUUGACCGCGCGCCGCCGCUGCGGCCUCCGCGGUGCAGAAUCACUUGGUCGCCGUCGCCGUCGCUGCCACCUCCCAUCGCCAGUUCCUGCUCUUCACAGGUGCAGCUGCCCACCACCAGGCCCUGCGCGUGGCCGAAGCCUCUACCGCACCGUACAGCCUGGAGCUACUUGUAGCCACUGCAUGGCGCCUCUCGCUUACCGCAGCAGCGUCUGCACCCCUACUGGCCAGUCUUCUCGCAGCAGCCUUAUGACGCCUGGCCGUGUCCAGCAAAGAUCCACCCUUCAUAGCCGUUCUCCACCUCAGCUGGCUGGCCAGAAUCCGCCUUCCUCUGGUGUCUCCUUUAGAAGGCUGGGCUCCCCAAGGCUUUCCAAUCCUCCUGAUUCUGAGGUCCCAAGCCUUGCAUCCCAAUCUAAUCGUCCUGUCCGCAUGCGUGCCUCCUCACCUUCGCCUCCUGGCAGAUUCUUUCCUUUACCUAUGCUUUAUGGUGAGGGCUCCUCCUCCCCCUCUCCCCCUAGUUCUCCUGCUUCCAGCUCCUCUUCUUCUUCCCCUUGGUUUUUGGGCCUGGACUCCAUCUCCACUCCUAUCCCUGAUAGCCUUAGGCGUGCCUUAAUGCCUGAGCUUGAUGACCAGAGUCCUCCCUCUCCAUGUGAGUAG
This is a messenger RNA of Chrysochloris asiatica (Cape golden mole), 1611 nucleotides long. RefSeq lists its product as uncharacterized. NCBI's taxonomy places the organism in Eukaryota, Metazoa, Chordata, Mammalia, Afrosoricida, Chrysochloridae. Gene Ontology annotation, cellular component: nucleus. The transcript is spliced from 2 exons. Bases 1 to 1611 code for a protein of 536 amino acids. The record is from RefSeq and is a predicted model, not a curated record.